This is a messenger RNA of Linum trigynum, 2499 nucleotides long. Lineage: Eukaryota; Viridiplantae; Streptophyta; Magnoliopsida; Malpighiales; Linaceae. The record is from the annotation of a GenBank genome assembly.
UUAUAGCAAUUAAAACAGAUUAAGAUGGGCUACUUGGAUUGGGUUUUUGGACCCAAAACCCCAUAUCAUCAUGCGCGCCACUCUCAAGCGGUCCAUUCAAAAAAUUGGAUAAGUGUUGGAGCACCCCCUCCCCCAACCAAUGGUGUUGUCAAGGGAUCAUCAAUACAUAACCCCCAUAUAGUGUGGUCAAUGGGGGUAUCACACACCCCCUAGUGCCACACUAGAGGGUGAUGUGGGGUAAAAUUUGACUAAGUCUGAGAAAUGGUGGCAAGGUGUGUGAUGGAGUAUACCCCUUGGGAUGUGAGAUCUUACCAAAAUUUGGCUAAGUAUGCCACUCUCGUAGGUUUCUACCAUCUCGACAAAUAUGGUGUUCUACUCAAGCUAAGGAGAAGCUAUCAAGCAUAGGGGUUCGAGAGUGAAGAGGAUGACACGUUCAUUGUCAAGUCGAUGCCGGAGCAAGUAAAAUGGUAAUCGUCGCUCCAACGUCUGCAGAUGUGUGAACUGAGUUAUCUUUUGCUCUUCAAUUUUUAGCCAUAGUUGUAGUUCUGGAGUUCUCACUGAACUUCUAUAAGUUCAGGGCUAAUUUAAUGUAGAUCUAUCUCGUAGUUCAUCAAAAUAUUGAACACCCUUGUGUGAACUUUGUUCAAAGAGGUGUGAACUGUGUUUAUUUUGUCGUUGUGCAAGAAGUAGUCAAGGUGCAAAUUCAAUUAUGUUCACUCAAUUUUCCUUGCCGGGAAACAGAGAGUUAGACACUUAGAGAAGUCACGAGCUGAUGCCAAUCUCUUGCUGAUUGGGGUUAGGGAAAUGGACUGCUCUAUCGCCUUAGGUUUAGAUUGAGCCCUCUAGGUUGAGUGAGUCAGUGAAUUACUGGACUUGGCACUAUGAAUCCUUGGGCUAGGGGAGUUGGUCAGUUGCAUCAUGAGAUUUGGUAUUUCGGCGAGCUUACAUUUAUGGUUGGGUGUGGGAUUCAGUUUGUUUGGUCAGUUGUUCAGUUCAGUUAAUUCCUAACCGAACACCAAGUUUAGCUUAGGAGUUUCAAUUUUCAAAAAGAUGAACAUUUAAAUUUGGUUCGAUCUAUUCAGAACUCAAUUAAAUCUGGGUUUACCAAACCGGAUGCUAACCACUAGCCAUUGAUAUGCAAUCCAACUUUCCGCAACUGGCCAUCGCCCAUUCUGAACAAUGUUUCUGAUUUUUCUCUUAAUAUCGGUAACUCAGCUUUUUUGGGUACUUGUGCUGAUACAAUUCUUCAAAAUAUUUUUCAUGAAUCAAAUAAGAUAAACGCUGAGGAAGAGAAGUGCCUGGACAGAAAUAUUUCCUUAUCCACUUGUUCCUUGUUAGCAAAAUAUACCAGCCACUUAACAUGUCAUUUGAAAAAAAUACUCCCCAACCCUGAUUUCUUUUUGUGCCCACCACCUACUCAGGUCAGGGGCAGCGAAGCAAUUUUUAUGGCUGAAGCUAUGAUGGGAUUCUCAAUGAAUCCCAGUUCAAGUUCAGGCUUCUCAUCGCUAAGGCAAAGAGGGUCAUCGUACGGGAAUCAUGUUCCCAUUGGGGCGCUGCAACAGGUUCAGCUUGAAGGGGGCGGCAAUGGUGUUUAUCAGAGAAAGAAUUGCGGCGGAUUGAGCAGGAGAGUGAGGGUGAAUGCUGUUCCAGCUGGGGAUCAGUUUCAUCUAAUGGCAGUUCUGGUGCAGCACAUGGAAGGCCAGAGAGACCUCAUCACUGUGAAAUCCAUAUGGCAUCUCAGCGAUCAGGCCAUCAAGAACGUCUAUAUGUUCUACAUCAUGUUCUUCUGCUGGGGAUGCUUGUUCUUUGGUUCAACCAAGGAUCCUUAUUAUGAUUCAGAUGCAUAUAGGAAGGAUGGAGGAGAUGGGACUGGACAUUGGGUGUAUGAGAAGCAAGAGGAUAUCGAAGAAGCAGCACGAGCAGCACUGUGGAGGGAAGAGUUGAUUGAGGAAAUUGAGCAGAAGGUUGAUGGGCUGCCGGAGUUGGAAGAAGCCACCACCAAGAAAUAGUCAUGCACUCUUCUCUAUCUUUGCAAAUUGCCCAACCUCUCGGUUCUUGCUGUAUACGUCUAUGUUCUAUGCUCUGCUCUUCUCCUUCCACCCUCAUAGCGUGUGUAAUAUAUACUAGAUAAUUGGCUCGUGCUUCGUGGUAGUUUAUCUAAAGAUGUAUAUGUUAAUUAGAAGCGAAAGACACUUUGCUUCAAUAAAGGUUGAUGAUAUUAGAGAACAAAAUAAACUUUCCAAUAAUCGUUGACCUCUGGAUAUGAAUAUAAUUUUCAAACUUCUAGACAAGUAUUACAAAUUCUUUAAUAACAAAGUCAAACAUUGAUGGUCGUCCAAUCCCUAUUGAACCAAAGCUAAUGAUACUUAACAUACAGUUAGGUGCUAAAUCAUUGUGUGUGUGCAAUCUACUAUAUAUAAUGACAUUAAAUUUGGACAACGAACAUACCAUAAUCGACUUGGCCAGAACAAAACUUAUUAAUGAAAUAGAACAUAAAGU